AUGGAAACUUUAAUCCUUUCAGAUGAACCGAACGGACCGCGAGCGUCUCCUCACGCCGGGGUGAUCCUGGGCCGCCGCCGCCGCCAGAGUCACGAAGCCAGACGCAGUGCGCGUCUCCGCCCAGGACUCCGGAGACUGCAGCAGCGCGAGCGGCCGCCGCGGCCUGGGCUGCUCCUGGAGUCGGGGAGGAGACGCGACUCCCGCAGACACGUGACCUCCUCCCAGCCGCCGCUUCCCGCGACCCAGAUCCGUCCCCGGAACCCGUGCCCGGCGGGGCGGGCUGGGGGACACGUAGCUGGCGCCCCAGUCCCUGCUGCGCCCUGGUGCGUGUACCUUCGGCGUUCUCCCCUCGGUUCACUUAUCACUGCCAAUAAUCAGUGUUUCGGAGAUCACCCGGGGAAGAAUGAGCACACGCGGCUCCAAACGUCGUCAUCUGCUGCUGUGAUUAGUGGCACCGCAAUUCCGGCUGCUGCGGGGAAGUUUAGGUGGCCCAGGAACGCCGUGUCACCGAAAGACACUUGGAUUGCGACAUUCGGACCCGGUGACAACGUUUUCAAGUGUCUUAAAUCCUUCAAGGAGCGGAUUGCAAGUUGCUUCUUCUCGAGGCAACCUCUCCGCCCCACUGAUCACACAGUCGGUGGAAAAGCAAAAAGCCACGUUCACAUUCCUGCACCGUAAUAACGGACGAACCCAGGGAGUCGCAUUUCCGAGCCAAGGAAGCUCAGGC
Mandrillus leucophaeus (drill) is the source of this 727-nucleotide messenger RNA. RefSeq lists its product as uncharacterized. The record is from RefSeq and is a predicted model, not a curated record. The transcript is spliced from 4 exons. Bases 1 to 678 code for a protein of 225 amino acids. Lineage: Eukaryota; Metazoa; Chordata; Mammalia; Primates; Cercopithecidae.